AUGUUGAGGAAGAAAUCUCUAACACUGCCACUGAUGGCAGCUUUGGUGACACUAACGGUGCGUUUGCUCACCUACAUGCUCAAGGAGCACCUUUCACUUCCGUAUCAUUUUGGCAUCACAACGCCCAAUACCGGAGCUGAAACGUGGAAAGAGGCUGUCUUUUGGAAACACCAGUUUGGUGUUGUGCCAGACUAUCUUGUUGCUGUGGUGCCCUGGUACGUAGAGUACAUUCCACUCUUGCCAUCUGCGGUGAAUGUGAGCAUUUUGUGCGUGUGUGAUGCCGUGACUGUCUUUUUAGUCAGUCAAUGGCCAUCGGCUGUUCCUCAACUUGUUUUUACGCUGUUUGUUCUAAACCCAGCCAUGGUUCUCUUGCCGGCUCUGGAAUCCUUGGCACCCUUAGAACAUCUGAUUCUCACUGUCAUCAUUGAAUGCUGUCGAAGAAGACGAAGCCAAGGCUGGUUAAUCUAUGUUGCGCGGAUUCUUGCACCUGUACUGGGAUUAUAUUUCAUUGCCCUCACUGUAGCUUUGUGGUUUCCUGUCGGGACUUCAAGUUCAAGAUCUGCGCUUGUUGGGGUCCUUCUGAGCGAGCUGAUUGUGGGCGGGUUUGGUCUAUUUUACCUUGUUUCCUGGGGAAGCGUGAGUGCUCGGACGUCCCUUUACUCACCACCUGACAAUGGGGUGAUGUGGUAUGUGCGCCUCCUCAUUAUUCCCGUAUUUGGGCAAUGUAUGGAGAUAUUUCAACUUCAGUUACCCGCGUUUGUGACGCUGCUCGUCGCGGUUGCAUUGCCUUCUAAGGUGCCGGCGAAGACGUUGGCGUACGCAAACUCUGUUCCUGGGGACCGAAGGCUGCUUGUGGUUUUGUUUGCUGUUUGUGUUAGCAAGCUCUGUCGUUGUCAUCUCGCCCUUCCGGAUUAUUCACUAGGGGUUUUCUUCAUCUAUUCCCUUUUGGAUACAACGGGGAGAAACGGAAAGGGAGGAAAAGAGGAGUCGAGGCAGUCCAUGUUUGACUGCAUUCGCUCUGCCAAUGUCUUUGUGCCCGUCUACACUUUGUUGCUUGUAGUGCCGCUUCAGUACAGUUUUUACACCGGCUGGGUAAUGUGGGACACGGCGAAUCCCAACUGGGUCUUUUUUCCGCAAGUGGCAUUUGUCGUUGUGGGGGCAAUCUUUAUGCUUACAUUUCUGAGGAAAGCGUUUGGCGUCAUCAAUGCAGAGACAGUUGCUGGGGAUAAGCCAAAACAGUCAUAG
Trypanosoma rangeli is the source of this 1245-nucleotide messenger RNA. RefSeq names its product putative GPI transamidase component Tta2. The transcript has a single exon. The coding region runs from base 1 to 1245 and encodes 414 amino acids. Lineage: Eukaryota; Euglenozoa; Kinetoplastea; Trypanosomatida; Trypanosomatidae. The record is from RefSeq and is a predicted model, not a curated record.